Molecule: messenger RNA, 360 nt
Organism: Naegleria gruberi
Lineage: Eukaryota; Heterolobosea; Eutetramitea; Acrasida; Naegleriidae
Exons: 1
Coding region: 1-360 (119 amino acids)
Cellular component (GO): nucleus
Molecular function (GO): mRNA binding; protein binding
Source: RefSeq, a predicted model, not a curated record
AUGAAAAAUGAAAAAUCAAAUCCAAUUUUAUUAUAUAAACAAAAAGCAUGGUUAUUAGGUAGAGAUCAAGAUGUAACAGAUAUUUCAUUAUUAAAUCCAUCAUGUAGUAGUCAACAUGCUGUUAUUUGUUUUAGAAAAAUUAUUAAUAAUGAUAAAAAUAGAUAUGUACAAUCAUCUUUAAAUAAUGAAGAAGAUAUUAAACCAUUUAUAAUUGAUUUAAAAAGUACAAAUGGAACAUUUAUUAAUGGUGAAAGAAUUGAUGAUUCAAGAUAUUAUGAAUUAAAAAAUAAUGAUAUUUUAACAUUUGGUCAAAGUUCAAGAGAAUUUAUUAUUUUAUUAAAUGAACAGCAAGAAGAAUGA